UUGUAUAAUUCUUAUAAGGACAACUUCAGUAUAUUGGAUAUUUGUAGGUGAUCUUAAUUAUACAUCUAUUGAAAUAAGCCUAUAGUUCCUACAAGUAGAAGAAAAUAAUUUGCUGAGAUGCUAGCUGGGGAUUCUUCCCGGAAAAGCCUGGAAGCGGAGAGCUACCGUACCAGAUUCAGUGCCUGGACGCCUAUUAGCAACAAGUCAUUAAAUAAACAGCUUUUUCAGGAAAGAGUUGCUCUUAUAAGUCAUUGGUUUGAUCUCUGGACUGACAAGCAACGUCAAGAAUUCUUAUUCACGAUUUUUUUACGAUGCAGUAAAUCACAGUUAAGGUGUGUCCAAGACUGGUUUUCAGAAAGGAUACAUAUGGCCAAAGUGGAUUUCUCUACAGUGUUACCACGCUUCAUUUCUCUAUAUAUCUUUUCCUUUCUGAGUCCAAAGGAUUUGUGUGCAGCUGCCCAAGUCAGUUGGCCCUGGAAGUUUUUAACUGAACAGGAUUGCUUAUGGAUGCCCAAAUGCAUUAGGUUUGGAUGGUUCCUUCCCUAUACUCCAGCAGAUAAUGAGUUUGGGGCUUGGAAGCACCAUUACAUUGCUUGUGUGUCCACCUUAGAUUGGCUGACACCUAGGGAAGCUGCUGCUAUUUAUGAUACACUGAAUGAACCCAAAACAGAAGAAGAAGACGAGCUAGAGGAGACACAAAGAGAAAAGUGCAUAAGAAGAAUAAUCUGGGAAAAAAUCAUACUACGUAAGAAGGAGUUAUUCAAAGUUCGACCCCCUUGGGUGAGUGGAACACGCUGCUCUAGUUUGUUAAAACCCAAAUGCCAACCACGCCUCUCCCAGACUGUGAGAGAACGAGUGGGAUUACAUGAAGCUUUGGAGAAACAGCUUGUUUUGGCAUCGUUAGAUGCCUUGCCCAAGCGAAGCAAUAUUUCUGGAAGACAUUCCUACCCUUUAUUUUCAAAGAAAAAUGGGCAUGGAGUUUAUAAAAAUGGUGACAGCUCUUCAUACUCUUUCCAGCCACAUUUCAUAUUAAUAUCAUCUCGAAUUCCUGCAUACGAGAUGGUGGUCGAAAGCGUUAAGGUGGGUGUCAUCUCGGUGGUGUAUGAACACAGUGGCAUAACCUUGGAGAGCCUGCUUUAUCUCAUAGAGAAAGCUCUGGAAGGGCGUAAGGUACAGAGCAUGGGAAUAUUCAGCGAUGGAGACAGCAGAGAAAUCAACUUACUCCAAGGCUGUAAAAUCGGUAUUAAAAAUUUGCUGAGGCCUGAUGUGAGAAACUUCUGGGAGAAAUUAGGAAGUUAUGUGGCUGCUGAAGAAGAAGGGGGUCACGUGGACAUCUUUGUGCCCCUUGGAGCGUCAGAGGCAGGAAUGGAAGUUCUUUCUCAGCUGGCUCAACUCACUGGCACGUUCUUUACUGCCCCUACCGGCAUUGCAACUGGCUCUUACCAACACAUUCUCAGUGACUGGCUGGGACCCCCGAGGAAAAGGGCGCCCCCUUCCAUCUACUUCAGCCAAUCAAAGCUGCAGACGUGGUCCAGCCUCACAGACUUCCUGGAAGACUCCUUGAAACCAGUCAGGAAACAGUUACGUCCUCUCUUCAAGGAGCUGCAGAAGAGCAUCAGCGGCAGGAUGAUAGGGCAGCUUAUGUUUGACACCAUGAGUGUGGCCCACGUGCUGAAUAACCAGGAGACUGCACAGGCUCUGGCAGAUGGGCUGAUGGAGCUGUCAGAAGAAAGUUCUGACAGACCUCUGGAAUUUUUGUCAUAUUUUCUGCUGAAGAAAUGUGGUAAAAAGAGCAAAGAUUUGGAAGGAAAUGUUAUUCUGACAAAAUGUGACCCAAAGGCAGCAUUCAAUGGAUUCAUGAAGGAAGGAAACAUCACAGAAGAUAAUUCUCAGGACCCAAAGUCAAGUCUCAGCAAAAACGAUCUAAAUCUUGAAGCACUGCUGAAACUGGAGAGCAAACUCCAGAUGGACUCAGCAGAAAAGCGAACUAGAGUUGUCAGGGAACUCUUACAGAGUGAGAGAAAAUACGUGCAGAUGCUGGAAAUUGUGCGAGAUAUUUAUGCAACGCCACUGAAAGCAGCAUUGUCAUCGAACAGAGCAAUUCUGAGUGCUGUAAAUAUCCACAUCAUUUUCUCUGAUGUUCUGCAGAUUUUAAGUCUCAACAGGGGGUUUCUAGAUAACCUGAGAGACAGACUACAGGAAUGGAGCCCAGCUCACUGUGUGGGAGAAAUAGUCAUAAAGUUUGGAAGCCAGUUGAACACAUAUACCAAUUUCUUCAACAAUUACCCUGUUGUUCUGAAAACUAUUGAGAAGUGCAGAGAAAUGACACCAGCAUUCCGGGCUUUCCUGAAGAGGCACGAUAAGACCAUUGUUACCAAGAUGCUGAGCCUGCCAGAGCUGCUUUUGUACCCAUCCCGAAGAUUUGAAGAAUAUAUUAAUCUUCUCUAUGCUCUGAGGCUUCACACUCCUGCAGAACACAUCGACCGUGGGGACUUGACCACUGCAGUUGACCAAAUCAAAAAAUACAAAAGUUAUAUAGAUCAGAUGAAGCAAAACAUCUCUAUGAAGGAUCAGCUGUCAGAUAUACAGAGAAUCAUCAGGGGGUGCCCCAUGCUGUCAGAAGUAAACAGAUAUCUGAUUAGGAUCCAAGAAGUAGCCCAACUUCACUGCUGUGAUGAGGAAAUAAGUUUCCCUUUAAGACCUUGGUUGACCACCGGUAACUGAAACUGUGAAAAACCAAACCAUGGAUAAAUGAUGACUACUGUACCCUUUAUCAGUCCUACUCUCAGGAAUCCUAUCUAAGUAACAGCAGAUGUAAGGCAUUUGUUUAUAUGUAAGGAAUCAGUUUAUUGCAACAUCAUUUAUAGAAAAAACAAGUGAAGAGGGAGAGGAAGAGAAAAAAGGGAAGGGAUCCAAGCCUCCAGAUAAAGCAAAAGUCCACCAAAAGUGGACACUCAUCAAGAGGGGAAAAGUUGAAUGAAUGAUGGUUCAUCCACACCAUGAAGUACUGUUUAGCCAUUAAAAAGAAUGAAUUAAAGUUAUACCAGUUAGCUUGAAGAGACUGCCAUUGCUAGGAAAGAAAGCAGGAAAAAAGUGGGGAUAAUCUUAGCAUUUUCAUAAAGUAAUGGCAACCUCCCCAUAAACAGAUGUGAUUACCUGAGCAAGUACAAAGAGUGAAAGGAUUAUGUGUGCUAGGUUGAGAACUUGGGUGACCUGAGCGAAGAGAAGAAUGAGCCAACCAGAGUGGAAAAGUGGAGGGAAAAGAGGGUACACUAAGUAAAAACCUAAGAGGCGGAUGUCACUUAAGCAUUUGGUAACACUUUAUGUUCUAUACUGACAAUUUAAAAAUUAAACAAAAAUGGUGAAGAUUAAAAAAUAAGAGAUUCCCCUGAACAAGCAUAAAUAAAUUGACUAUUCUUUAGAGUAACUUCCUUAGGGUUGCUUGAUGUUUCUAAAAGGAAAAAAAAAAUUAUCUUCCAUUAAAACAUUUAGCUUGCUUCACUUAGCCAUUCCUGGGGGGCGGUGGGACGGGGUCUCCCCAGCUCCUCCCUGUGUAUCACCUGGUGCUUGGCUAGAGUACUCACACAGGAUGGACAGCCCACACUAGAGCCCAGUGAGACCUGCCAGACACAGUGACCAGGCUCCAGCAACAGAAGAACAAAGAGAAUAACAGAUGGGAGGUUGAGGACAUCAAAUUUUGCCCCUUGAUAAAUAUGCUUACAGUUGACCACUGUAGCAACCUCAGUGAAAAUAAAGAACUAUUUGAUUUUUACCUUCCAUACUGAUAAAGUAUAUUAAGUUACCUAUCAAUUUCUUUCCAAUCUAAAGUAAAAAUUUUUAUAUUUACUUCUACCUAGCAGUUUAAUGCUUUCUACUAAGAUACCGCAUGCCACAAAAACUUAUUUUCUUUGGAUUGCCCCAAUACAUCAAAACACCAAAGUUUACCACCACAGCUAUAAUUUGAUUCAUUUCAUAAGGGAGGAAAAGUUCAGUGUUCAUCUUUCCCACAUUGAUUAUAAAAUACUUGCCCAAUGGACAAGCUCAAACCACUCCACCAGGAAUCCUGAUGGCCCACAGUUUUGGUCUAAGACAGAGAAGGGACUAAUCACAUCAGGAGGAAUAUUAUACUGAGAACUUCAACAAGCUGCUAAAAAGGUCUAUAGUGGGAUAAAAACCUUGACUAAUGGCUAAUCAGUUUCAAAACGGUUAACUAGUAACCAUAGGUACCUAUGUUAACUAGUAACAUAGGUACAAACAUGUGUGUACCUAUGUUACUAAAUCUGUCCCUUCUUCAUUUUAACCCAGGCUCUAUGAACACAUCCGUGACCUCAGCCUUUUUCUCUUCAAUGAUACACUGCUUGUGUCUAGUCGGGGAACAUCUCAUACUCCAUUU
Messenger RNA from Microcebus murinus (gray mouse lemur), 4393 nucleotides. NCBI's taxonomy places the organism in Eukaryota, Metazoa, Chordata, Mammalia, Primates, Cheirogaleidae. The record is from RefSeq and is a predicted model, not a curated record.